Molecule: messenger RNA, 655 nt
Organism: Emericellopsis atlantica
Lineage: Eukaryota; Fungi; Ascomycota; Sordariomycetes; Hypocreales; Bionectriaceae
Product: bladder cancer-related protein BC10-domain-containing protein
Exons: 2
Coding region: 155-568 (137 amino acids)
Source: RefSeq, a predicted model, not a curated record
GUAAUUUGGGGGACCCUGCGAACGAUAUCCUGCAUCUUCACACGCGCGCGCAACGUCCAUCCAUGCAUGUCCAACGUUUGGACUGACGGGUCACUUUUAACAUUCUGUUUCUCUAGAAACGUGUUUGGGUGUACACUCACACCAGAAUAUCAACAUGUUUUGCCUUCGGAGUUGGCUCCCGCUCCUCUUCAUCCCGACAAACGCAUCCCCCGCAUUUAUCCUGCUCUUCUUCAUCGGAACGUACUUCCUCAACCGCCCAUGCGUCUACUGCUCGCUGCUCCUCCUCAUCCUCUUCUGCACGUCCUGCGUCUGGUCGGACCAAUGCCUUUUUGACCGCGAUACAUCACAGUGGUUCCAUCCACGACCGGGCAGCAACGCCGACAUGGGCGCGUCGAUUCCGUACCUUGGACACGAGACCAUCCUGCCUGCCGUGGUUGGCGGCGCGCUGCGCAAGAUGCAGGCCGAGCGCGCGGCAAGGUGGACGGGUCUGGGAGCAGAGUGGUUGAGAAAUUUACUGGGAAAGAGAGAAUGGACCGUCGAUUGCAUGGGACUCAGCAUACAGCUAUGACGCGGGGGCGUGGUGUUUACGAAGAAAGGACCUAUGAAGGACUGAAUGAGCAGCGUCAUGAUUAUUCACGAGCGGAAACUUGCAAAA